This is a messenger RNA of Pristis pectinata (smalltooth sawfish), 2197 nucleotides long. RefSeq names its product nicotinamide riboside kinase 2-like. Gene Ontology annotation, cellular component: cytoplasm. NCBI's taxonomy places the organism in Eukaryota, Metazoa, Chordata, Chondrichthyes, Rhinopristiformes, Pristidae. The record is from RefSeq and is a predicted model, not a curated record. The coding region runs from base 77 to 682 and encodes 201 amino acids. The transcript has 8 exons.
GUGAAUGAACUAGUAGCAGCCGGUGUUGUACUGUAACUUGCUGCAAGAGGCGGCUGCGAGCGGACCACGUUGCAACAUGAAGUAUAUCAUAGGGAUCGGAGGUGUGACCAACGGUGGGAAAACCACUCUAACGAAUAGAAUUAGUCAAAUGUUACCAAACUGCUGUGUCGUACAUCAAGACGACUUUUACAAGACACCAGAUCAAAUAGAAGUUGGGGAAGAUGGAUUUAAACAAUGGGAUGUGAUCACAGCCCUCGACAUGGAGGCAAUGAUGAGUACUGUCAACGCCUGGAUUGACAACCCAGUAAAGUUUGCCCGAUCGCAUGGAGUGAACGUCACUCCAGCCUCCGAUGAGCAGAGCGAUCCAGAGAAAGGAGUGCAGAUAUUGAUAGUGGAAGGGUUCCUGUUGUAUAACUACAGGCCUUUGGUUUCAAUAUUUAAUCGACGUUACUACUUGUCCCUUUCAUAUGAAGAAUGCAAGAGGAGGAGGAGUACAAGGAAUUAUACAGUUCCUGAUCCACCUGGUUUGUUUGAUGGACAUGUGUGGCCAAUGUAUCUAAAGCACAGGAAAGAGAUGGAGGCCAACAAUGUUGAUGUUGUGUAUCUGAAUGGUUUGAAGUCCAAGGAUGAAAUCUAUCUACAAGUGUAUGAAGACAUUCAAAAUCUGAUCCUGAAUUCCUAGGGACUGUUGUACUGAAGACUUGUGUGAAGAUCAAGUUCAAGUUGUAAAUAGUCAGUUGUCUCUGAGACUUUUGUCCACUUAGAUUAUUUUAUGUAUAUAGAUUGGAUGUGGUUUAAGUUAUUUCAAUCUGCCUAUGAUGGCAGUUUAUAUUUUUGAUGCUUUGUGAACUUUAAAAAAAUUUUUUUAUUUGGAUCAUUUCUGUAACUUCAAUCCUAUAUAAUUGUGAAUAUUGUAAGCUGAUACCUAAAAUAUUGAAUUUGAGUAUUGAAUGUUGUACUUGCCCACUUUUGUAACUAUUGUAUUCCUAUCUGCUUCUCUACAGUCUUUGACUACCUGAAAUUGCAAUAACUUGGCAAAGCCCCAUCUUUAAGUGAUGUUCAAUGAGGUUCUUCUUAGGAACUACUGGUCCAAUUUUUUUCCUUUCUUGCAUUUCUUGCAAGACUCCUUUGGGCCCGGCACAAAUAUUGCAUAAAGUGAUGGGGACUACAUUUGGGGUAAUUUCUGGUAUGGAAGUUUGUGUUGGAAGUGAUAUUGCUCCAGUCUUCACUGGAGUUGAGCUUGUCCUGCACCUGUUGCUAGAUGUUAAUUGUAUGGUGUGGGUGGGGAAUCUAUUGGUUUAUCUCCCAUUCUGUGGUAAAUCUGCAGUAGAGUUAUGUUUUAAUAGUUCACUGUUUAAUCACUCAACACUUGGUGAACAUUUCAAAUGUUAAGCUGGGGCUAAUGACAGCACUCCCCUUAAAUUUUACAUUAUUACUAUUGUGACAUAUAGAGAUAUAGUGGAACAGGAUAAUGUUGCAUGUCCCAAAAUUGCCAAAAAGUUGGGUUUUGUAACUUGCAUUAAAGGAAGAUUUUUAUAUAUAACAAAAAGACAAGGAUCAAAAAGUUUUAAUUUAGCCAGUUAUGCCUGAGUGCAUUACAUAACUGCCAUUGCAUUCCUAGGCUUGACUCCAAAGUCAAGCCUAAGAAUGCAAUGAUGUCUAGUGUAACAAAGGCUGAGGUUUAGAUACCAGUUGAGUACCCAUGGAAUAUACACACCUUCCUGCAGAGGAAAUAAAGGGAAGCCUGGUUGAUUUUGAAUAUAGCCGUGUUAAUUUUCAGAUCAUGUUGGUCUUCUAUUUCAGUGAGUAACCUCAAUGUGACAGUAAAAUUGUCAAACCUACUCUAGCUAUUUAAUGCAAAAUAAGAAGAGCUUUUACUAUUCAAUGUGCAGGCCCACUAGUGUAAAUCCUCAGGUAGGAACUUUUAUAGAUACACAGGGCUUCAAUUAAUGUUUUAGAACUAACUUUUUUUGCCUGUUAGAUGCAUUUCUAUACAUUCAGUUCCUUAUUUUCAAGUCAUUAGAACCUUAAGUAUUGCUUAUCUGAAUUAUCUGUUGUCCCUUAUUCAGUCAUGUAUUCCUAUUGCACAUCUAUCCCCCUUGUGUUUCUUUCUCCUGCAACUCUCCAUCAGUGUUCUCAUUCCUCUAGAUUCAAUCAUUUACCUUCUGUCUGCUUUAAAAUAAAGGUCUUUUGCUAA